UCAACUCUAUAACAUAUUAUCAAAAUGGUUCAAUAUAUCCCUCAAGGUCAAUUUUUCAUCGUCUCCAAGUUCAACGGACGUGUUCUGGACGUCGAAGGUGCUUCCACCAAGGACGGUGCCAAAAUCUGUGUCUGGCAAAAGAAGGAAAGCGAUAAUGCCAACCAGUUGUGGGAAUACCGAAACGGUUUCUUUGUCAAUGCAAACAGUGGCAAAGUGCUCGACGUGAAGGGAGGCAAAAUCAAGCAUGAUAGCCACGUCAUUCAAUACGCUCAAAAGGAUAUCGCAGAAAACGUUGAAAACCAGCGCUGGCUGAUCGAUCAUCAAGGUUACAUCCAUACAUCGGCCGAUCCCAAGCUUGUUCUGGACAUCCGCGGAGCCGAAGACAAGGACGGCGCCGAAGUUAUUCUCUACGAAAAGCGCGAAGGCACCGCUUCCUCCAACCAACAAUGGGAUCUCGUACCCGGUCAUUAAAAAAGCUUAUGAAGUCUCACCCAUGCUUGGAUUAAAUUGAAAAAAAAAAAGGAAAAAAAGUUCUUGCUAAGUACUUGCACGAAUAACAAUUUCACAUUGAUGAAAAAUAAAUGUUUGAAUCGAAUCUAUUCCAUCUACUGCUUGUUUGUCUGUGCUAGCCAGUUAAGAGCUUGUUUGAACUUGGCAAAAGGGCAUUUUUGCGUGUUAUGAGGAACUGGUGAUAUCCGUUUUUUUUUUUCGUGUGGGAAAAUGUUGCUGGCGGAUGUAUCAUGGACCCAAAGCCAGGGCUUUUCUCUGAUGCAAUAAAUGCAGGGAAUACUCAAAAUAGACUGCACAAGGAAAUUAAG
This is a messenger RNA of Radiomyces spectabilis, 818 nucleotides long. Its product is annotated as ricin B lectin domain-containing protein. Lineage: Eukaryota; Fungi; Mucoromycota; Mucoromycetes; Mucorales; Radiomycetaceae. The record is from RefSeq and is a predicted model, not a curated record. The coding region runs from base 25 to 471 and encodes 148 amino acids. The transcript is spliced from 2 exons.